Drosophila innubila is the source of this 1956-nucleotide messenger RNA. RefSeq names its product Golgi phosphoprotein 3 homolog sauron (gene sau). Gene Ontology annotation, molecular function: phosphatidylinositol-4-phosphate binding. NCBI's taxonomy places the organism in Eukaryota, Metazoa, Arthropoda, Insecta, Diptera, Drosophilidae. The coding region runs from base 473 to 1366 and encodes 297 amino acids. Gene Ontology annotation, cellular component: Golgi cisterna; trans-Golgi network; cytosol. Gene Ontology annotation, biological process: Golgi vesicle budding; Golgi to plasma membrane protein transport; retrograde vesicle-mediated transport, Golgi to endoplasmic reticulum. The record is from RefSeq and is a predicted model, not a curated record. The transcript is spliced from 6 exons.
UUGUACUAAAUAUUUCAACCGUGGCUUAUGAUUCAGUGCAGAAUACGCGACGUUGCUCAACACUAGACGGAAAAUGUCACGUCGGAGAAACAGAAAAGACAAAAAAUAAAUUAUAAAGCUCAUUAUGCGCAAAGUUUUAACGAAAUAGAUAAACAACAACGAAGACGACGCAGUUUUUAGUGCAUCGCCAGUGCAGAAAACAGAGAAAGAAAACACGAAGUAGGAAAAGUGCGAGAAAAGCGACCAACACAUAAGAAAUAAGAAGCAGCACCAGUGUAGACAGUGUAAUAAUAAAACACAAAGUAACAACACAGCAGCACAUACAGGCACGCACACACACACACACAUACGUAAACGCAGUGUCACAACGGGCAACAGAGAGGAGGCAGGUGGCAGCUCAGUCAGCAAUUGUGCCACACAUACAAAAUUCUAAAACUAAAAAAAAACAACUAAUAAUAAUCAUAUAAACAUAAUGAAUCGCACCGACGGCUUGGUUAGGCGCGCUGUCAAGUUUCGGGAGAAUGGUGCCGAGGGCGGUGGUGCUGGUGGGUUAAAUGCUAAUACGCCGGAUGACAAUCAGGACACGCACGACAACAACAAGGAUCACGAGGAUAACAUCGAUGAUGGCGACUCAAAGGAGACACGACUCACGCUCAUGGAGGAAGUGCUGCUGUUGGGCCUCAAGGAUAAAGAGGGUUACACAUCGUUCUGGAAUGACUGCAUAUCAAGCGGCUUGCGUGGUUGCAUCCUCAUUGAACUCGGCCUGCGUGGACGUGUGAUGAUCGAGAAGUCGGGCAUGCGACGACGUGGCCUAUGUACAAGAAAACUGAUAUUGAAAUCGGAUCAGCAAACUGGAGAUGUUCUGUUGGAUGAGGCGCUGAAACACAUCAAGGAAACAGAUCCCCCAGAAACGGUGCAAAGUUGGAUCGAAUAUCUGAGCGGCGAGACUUGGAAUCCAUUGAAAUUGCGCUACCAGCUGAAAAAUGUGCGCGAGCGUCUGGCCAAGAACCUUGUGGAGAAAGGUGUGCUCACAACGGAAAAGCAAAAUUUUCUGCUCUUUGAUAUGACGACACAUCCGCUCAGCGAUAAUGUGGUCAAGUGCCGUCUGGUCAAGAAGAUUCAGGAUUCAGUGCUUUCCAAGUGGGUCAACGAUCCCCAGCGCAUGGAUAAGCGUAUGUUGGCGCUUAUAUUUUUGGCGCAUGCCAGUGAUGUCAUCGAGAAUGCAUUUGCACCGCUCAACGAUGAUGAUUAUGAGGUGGCCAUGAAGCGAGUGCGCGAACUGCUCGAUCUCGACUUUGAAACGGAGGCGGCCAAGCCGAAUGCGAAUGAGAUACUUUGGGCUGUGUUUAUGGCGUUUACGAAAUAGGGCAAUUGCCCAGCAUCAUACCCUUCAAAAUUCCCCUUAAAGCCGGCUAGCAGCAUACACACCACACACAUAUGAGCACACACUCGCACAUCCACACCACAGGAAAACUUUUGCUGCUUGUUUUGAAAACAGAAGCGGGCAGUUUUAAAACUACCACAAUAUUCUGAUAUUCUUCAGUUCAACUUUUAAAAUGACAGUGUGAAUAGAGGCGCAGGUCAUAGAGAUAGAUAGAUAUAUGCUAUAUAUUUCUAUAUACUAUUAUUAAAGGCCAUGCCUAACGUCAAAAAAAAAAAAUAAAUAAAUCAUUCGUUCGAUUUCGUUUUAUAUUUCAAUUCGUAAUUUAUAAUUAAUAAACGAAAUGUUAGCAAAUAGUUAAAUUUUACCAAUAACCAAUAAUUGCCGUAUUAUUCCAUUGUGUUCUGCGUAAUUUACAGCAAUUUCGGCAUGAGAAUAAAACAGUAAAUCAAAAUUUAAGCCCGAAUCGUUGAUGUCUUAACAACAAAAUGAAUGCUAAAAUAAGUUAAGCCCACAUAAAAUGAGAUAAAAACGAAAGACGGAAACCAUAUUAAAUGUUUUGAGCUGCGACAGAA